Messenger RNA from Arachis ipaensis, 2006 nucleotides. The record is from RefSeq and is a predicted model, not a curated record. Lineage: Eukaryota; Viridiplantae; Streptophyta; Magnoliopsida; Fabales; Fabaceae.
GUUCAUCAUCCAAAACCAGAAAGAGAAGCCAAAUCGGUUCAACACAGAUCACAGAAACACACCACACUCUCUUCACUCUCCACUCUUGAGCUCAAAUUCAAACGCCGAAUAUAAUAUAAUAUGCUAUAAUAUAAUAUUAUUUAAUUAUUAUCACUAAUUCACAUUAAUAUUAAUUUAAUAUUAAUAUUCCCCCAAAAUCAUCAAAUAUGGGUUGAUGUUCGUUCAGGAUUUGUUCUUCUCAGGUUGAGCUUAAUUCGAAGCUACUACAGCUUCUACAAUCACACUAACUAACAUAUCAUUAGUAUAAUUAUUAUUAUUAUUAUUGUUGUUAUUAUGAUUAUGAUUAUGGGAAGCAGUAGCAGAAUUGGUUCAUCAUUUUCUUCUUGCUUAGUGGCUCCUCUUCCUUCCCCUUUUAACCGUACAACACUUUUCCAGUCAAGAUUAUCACAAGGGUUGUUUGUCAACAAACAAACUGCUGCCCAGCUGCAAAUAUAUGCUAAAGACAAGUCAUGCCAGUUCAAGUUUAUAUAUGGAAUUCCAAAGUUAAAGGGAAGGUUCCAGAAACAGCAUAAUGCUCUCUCUGUUGUCUCUGAGGAUCAACCACAAAGCACUGAGCUUGAUGAAGCUGCUUUAGUUCCAGAAAGCGAAGAUGCUAUUGCUGAAGACAUAUCUACCAUUGGCAACUCAUCUUAAUUAUUGGGAAGUGAUGGAAAACCAGGCUUUAUAUCAUUCUAUAACCGUCCAUAUGGAAAAGACAAGGAGACACUAUCGUCAAAAUCAGAAAAGAGUCAAAAUAGCAUCUUGUGGUUUGUGGGUCCUGCGGUCCUUGUUGCUUCUUUCAUUUUUCCUUCACUCUAUUUGCGCAAAGUGCUCUCCAUCAUUUUCGAAGACUCUUUGUUAACAGAUUUCCUCAUAUUAUUCUUCACAGAAGCAAUUUUCUAUUGUGGUGUUGCGGUAUAUCUUUAUCUACUAGACCGAUUAAGGAGACCCAUGCAACAAGAAACCGCUACAACCAGUCGAGAUACUCUGCCCUCUCAGUUGGGACAUCGCGUCUCUUCUGUUGCUACCCUGGUGCUUAGUCUCGUAAUUCCUAUGGUCACUAUGGGUUUGGUCUGGCCGUGGACUGGUCCUGCUGCAUCCGCAACUCUUGCUCCAUACCUGGUUGGUAUAGUUGUCCAAUUUGCAUUUGAACAGUAUGCAAGAUAUCGAAAAUCACCUGAGAUAAAUCUGGUGCAUCUGAUACUGAGAUAACUCAAUGAUACAGAUCUUAAUGCAAAUUUACAUCAACAACUUCUACUAAUAGAUUGUUAUUGACAGGUGUAUAGAUUGCACCAACUAAAUAGAGCAGCACAACUGGUGACUGCUUUAUCAUUUACAGUUAGAGGAGCUGAGAUGACCUCACACAACAUGGCUAUAAAUAACUCUCUGGGUACCCUUUUGAAUGUCCUACAAUUCCUUGGUGUGAUUUGCAUUUGGUCCCUGUCAAGCUUCCUCAUGAGAUUUAUACCUCCUGCUUCCACCGCGGCGCAGUAAAAGUAAACAAUUUCCUUGUAAAGUUUGUUUAGAACUUGGAAUUGAUCCUCUCAUGUUGAUUUUUCAUACGAACUUCCAUGUGUAAUCUCUCACCUUUCAUUCUGCUUGUCAAGUGUUUUGUAUUGAUUCCUUAUUUUAAAUGAAGGGUAAAAGAUCACACCUAACAAGGUUAUGUGAAAAAUCAACCUAAGAAGAUCCGUUUCCCAUGGAUCAAGGCACCUCUUACCUUCAACAAAAUGUUAAAAUCUAAUUGAACAUUUAUACACGAAUCCUCUUGACUCAUCCAGAAUAAAUUUGAGGUUGCAAGAUAUUGUAAAUGAGGGCUCACAAUAUAGAAGAAGCAAACAGGAGGAAGAAACAUUUGUAGAAUUGUAGUUAUACUUUUGCAUAUCAUGUUUUAUAUUAAGUACUAUGCCUUAGUAGAUAUUCAUUUUGGGAACGAGAUCACAAUGUAUUUUAAUUAGGGUACCUAU